CGGCAUGUAAGGAGCUCUCCAGGGUGCUGAAGUUGACAGACACAACGGGGCUCCUGCAUCUGCCUCACUCUAUCAUAGAGACCAGAAAGAUAAUGAGGUGUUGUGUCUUCAACUGGGCAACGGUAUGACAUUUCACAUGAGUGAAAAUAUAGAGAAUACUGGAAUGGUGAGGUGAGGAUUAUUGCAAAAAAAAACAGGAGCUUUAAAAAGCUCUCCUCGGACUUCUCAGCUUUCAAGAAGGCCAAGAAAAGCAAUGGUAAGUGCAACCUAUUAUGAUUCAAGCUAUGCUAUUCACGACUGUCUCUUUGAGAUAUCAUGCUAUCAAAUACAGUGAUCUCACUCUCACAUCGCCUACUUUGUUUUAACAAUAUGCAGUUUAUACAACUUUGAAGUAUCCUAACCCUAAUUAUAAAUUAUCUUAAAAUAAAUAGGCUAACAUUAACUUUUUUUGCAGGUGUCUUUGGUUUGGUUUAUAAUGCUUUGAUGUAGGAUCAGAUCACAGUUCACCAAUACGGAUACUUAAGCAGGAUAAUGCAACAUAUUCCUCUAAAUGUUGGAGGUGUGCUAUGGGACUUAUCCAACUAUCCCUACAGCCCCAUCUUCAAGAGCAGACACAGCCUUGCAACGCUGCCAUUCUAUAACUUUCUGCUAUGGGUCCUGCUCGGGGUUUUGACGUUUCCAUGCUGUGUCCAGUGUUUAAUCUUCAAAGUUGGGGUCCUUGGGCCCUGGAACUGCGACCCGGUCUACUCCAAAGCCCUACCUGCGAUGGCCGCUAAACUGGCCGUGGGCAGAAUAAACGAGGAUUUCAGUUUAGAUUUGGGCAGCAAAUUGGACUUCGUGAUCCUGCAAGAAGCCUGUGAAACAUCUAAAGCAUUGACAACAUUUGUGUACUACGAGAAGAUGGUGGACGGUUUCGUCGGCCCCACGAAUCCAGGAUACUGUGACGCAGCCUCACUUUUGGGCAAAAACUGGGAUAAAGCUAUCUUUUCCUGGGCAUGUAUUAACUAUGAGUUGGAUCGAAUCAAGGGCUACCCAACCUUCGCACGGACACUGCCGUCACCUACACGGGUGUUGUUCACGGUGUUGAAGCAUUUCAGUUGGGCCAACAUCGGCAUCGUGUCUUCCAAUGAGGAUAUCUGGAUGGACACCGCCGGUAAAGUGGCCAACUCCCUGCGGAGCCAGGGACUUCCGGUUGGCAUAGUAGCGUCGGUGGGAAUGAACGAGACGGAGAUGGAAAGCACACUGAGCAGAAUCCAGGCUGCAGGAGAGAUCAAAGGCAAGUGUUUUUAAGAACAUCUUUACCUUCUCUUUGAUGAAGUUUUGGUUACUGGAGAGAUGCAAGUGGCUGGUCAGUUUAAAGGGAUAAUCCGCAGUUGAAGCAAUAACAAAUCGUUUCCCGCCCCUGUUUCAGUAAUAAGCUGAGGGAUGGGGCUGGAGAAAUGUAACAACUCUCAAAUUCAUAGACAGAGCUAUGGAUACAAGUACUAACCAUCCAUGAUAUCUACAUUAUAGUUUUAACCAUGUUUUGAGGCUAUAAAGUGUUUGUUUAUAUUUACUAUUUACUUUGUUUACAAACAUUGGAGUACAACAAGCAGUGGCGAUUUCAGCAUGUCAAUCUUGGUGGGGCAAACUUAACAUUUUUGGGGGGGAUGCAUGCCAGCAAAGCCACUACACUACACAACACAACACUAAACAAUACAUUUAAUUGCACUAUAACGGUGACAAACAGUGCCCACAAACUGUUAGGGUCUACAUAAAGCUGUCCCAACAGCAGAGCUUUCAGCACAAUGGCAUAAAUCCUUACCACCACUACACCUGGCUAUCAGCAGAGCCUUGUCUGGCAGCGAAACAGUUCAUUCAGCCUCAUUUACUGCCUUUUUAAAAACCAUAGUUGAUAUGGCUGACUUGCUUAAACAAAUGUGGUUACUACUGACUCCUUGUGGAUUUGUGUAAGUCGAUAAGAACCGCAUUCUCCUUCAAUAAUAACGAACACCAAAAUGAGUUUUGACAUUUAUGUUCAGUAAAAUCCUCAUGUUUAUUCUUAUAUCAAACACUUAGCUCUAAGGAUAAGCAAGUGCAAGCAAACGAGCUGCGACGAGGUAGGCCUAUUCAUUCAGCACUUUCAAAAUGGACACCGACAGAUUCAGAUAGAUGUUAGUUCAGAUAAAUUCAGCAAGAUGUUGAGGCCUUAACUUUACUCUUCUUUAAGUCACCACACACAGAGAGAGAGAGACAGAGAGAGAGAGAGAGAGUCGGUUAGCCUACCAUUUCAAGUAUUUGAUUAGGCCUAUGUAGUCUAAAAAGGAAGGAAAAUACAAUCAUGAUGAUCCACUUUUAUAUACAAUAUACAGACGCACUGCCCCCCGUUUCAGGAGAAGACCCAGAUGCAGACAGUGUCGAAGUAACAAAAGUUUAUUACUAGAACCAGGGGGCAGGCAAAACGACAGGUCAAGGUCAGUAAUCCAGAUCAGAGUCCAAAAGGCACAGAACGGCAGGCAGUCUUAGGGUCAGGACAGGCAGAGGUCAAUAAUCCAGGGUGGUGUGACAAGGUACAGAACGGCCGGCAGGCUCAUGGUCAGGGCAGGCAGAAUGGUCAAAACUGGGAAAUCAGGAACUUGAAAAAGACAGGCGCAAGGGGAAAACUGCUGGUAGGCUUGACGAAACAAAAUGAACAGGCAACAGACAAACAGAGAACACAGGUAUAAAUACCUGGGGAUAAUGGGGAAGAUGGGCGACACCUGGAGGGGGGUGGAGACAAUCACAAAGACAGAUGAAACAGAUCAGGGUGUGACAGACAGCGCAUUGCGCAAACAAAGCAACCCUCGCAAUAUCAACUGGAAUUACAUGGGUCUGUUUCUGAACUUUUUGUUGAAAACAAACAAAUGUUUGAAUGGGAAGAGACUGUCACUGGCAAACAUGGUUACAGACCCAACAACAUUAUAUAUUAUCCCCUCCUCAUAAAGAAAAGCACAUGAGCUAAUUAUAAUACACAAAGUAAGUAAAACAAUGAAAUCAUUCCAACAUUGCCUAAAAUGAUGAAUAAGAUAUUAAUGAGACAGACCUAUAUAAGCAAUAGGACUAUAACAACUGAGAUGUACAAACUAUGGCAUAAGAGAAUGACAAGCGGAUAAGAGGCUAUCUGUAAUUUCGAUUAAGACAUUAAUGAGCGAGCUAAGAUGGACGUAGUCACUAUAACUAUUUUUUCAGCACUUUUGAAAUGUACAGCGACAGAAUUCAGAACAUGAAACGUGCUUACAGUAUUCUCCAUGUACACCAAGUCAGAACCGUAGCAUAAAUAAAGGGGGCAUACAGUAUAAGCAGACAAUAUUCGAUGAUGACAUUUCUCUAACAAGUCAAGUCAAAACAGUAGGCUAAGUUCUGAGCGGGAAAGGGACCAACUUAUUAGCGUGAGGCACAUGGGCUACUAACAGCUUACUACACAACAUGCACUUAGUACUACUUUCUUAGUGUAAAAGAACAACGUUUAUCAGUCAUGGGUCAAGUGCAAGUACAGAUGAUUACAUGUAGUAAUUAGUAACAGCGCCACCCUCAGGCACUCCAGGUAAGUACAUGUACAUACAUCUUCCUUUCUUUACAUUUUCUAUUUAAUUUUUUAUGUUCUUUCAACACAGUGUUUCACAUUGCAAACAAUAAACUCUUUUUUUUCACAACAUAACAUAGACAUCACAAUUGUCAUCUCAUUGUUAAUGUCUUUUCAAUGUUUUAUUUAUUAUUUUAUUCUAAUUUUUUCUUUUUCUUUUUUUCUUUCAACAGUCUUUUCAGUAUAGUCUUUUCAGUACUGGUAGCGUUUUGGCAUUCUGAUAGGUCUUCAGUGUUGCUUUCCACUGUUUGUUUUGGUGUUGUUGGUGCUGGAGAACACACAGGUGAGUAGUUUUCAUCCACCGGAUAAGGUAAGUUCAUUACGGUUUCUGAGUGUCUCUCUGGGUGUGUUGUUUCAUGUGUUUUUAACAGGUGUCUCCGGUUCCUUUUGUAGAUUCUCUCGUUUUGUGUUUGUACUAUGUAUGACCUUGGCUGGUCAUGUUUUCCAAGUACAAUUGCUGGUUGCCAUUUGUUGUCUUGUCUGAUCCUGACUCGUUCUCUUUCCUCCAUGACUGAAAGCUUACGUGUGCCUUGGUCAAAGUAGUGUUUUUGUCUCUGUUGUCUGCUUGUGAGACGGCUCCUGACAUGCUGAUAGAGUCCUGGCUUUAACAAUCUCUUUGAUGUCGGAAUCUUUGUCUUCAGCCUUCUUCCCAUUAGUAGUUGUGCAGGUGAGAGACCAAUUCCAUCCAGGGGUGUGUUUCUGUACUCAAGGAGAGCUAUGUAAGGAUGUCCAUUGCUGUCUCGUGCUUUUUUCAACAGGUUCUUCACAGUCUGAACUGCUCUCUCAGCUUGGCCGUUUGACUGUGGAAAUCUAGGGCUCGACGUGACAUGUUUGAACUCCCAGCUGGUAGAGAACUCGGACAUUUCUUGACUCAGCAACUGUCUUCCAUUGUCGGAGCACAAAACGUCGGGCACCCCAUGCCUUGCGAAUAUUGACUUUAGUGCUGUAAUGACGUGUUUGUGACUUGUUGUCCCACUGAGCUUGGAGAUUUCUGGGUAUUUUGAGUAGUAAUCCACACAUAGUAGAUGUGGUUGUAAUGGAAGAGGUCCACUCCAACUUUGGCCCAAGCUCUCUCUGGGACUGGAUGAGAUAUGAGCGGCUCUCUUUGGUUGUUGUAUUUGUAUGUGUUGCAGACUGCACAUUUUGUUACAACAUAUUCAAUCUGUUUAGCCAUGCCUGGUCAGAACGUCCCUUGCUCGUUCCUUACAUUUUACGAUUCCCAUGUGUGCUUCAUGGGUUUUUUCCAUAAUUUCUUCUCAAAUUUUCGGAGGAACGACAAGUUUUGAACUUUUGAACAGCAGUCCAUCUGAGUAUGUCAAGUCCUCUCUGAAGGUCCAGUAGUGCUAUAUUUUCUUUGCAACGUUCCCUCUCGUGUCUGGCCAUUCUUUUUUAACUGUUUCUGUGACCAGUCUUAACUCUUCAUCUUCUGCUGUUACUGUUUUGAAUUGCUGCAGUUUUUCUUCUGAAACCGGUAGUUGAUGAGAAAUGUAGUUUACAUCUAGCUCACCAUCCAGCAAUUUCUCUCUCUGUUCCUUCAGGUAUGCUCGGCUCAGUGGAUCAGCGAUGUGUAUCUCCUUUCCUUGUUUAUAUGUCACAUGUAGACUGUAUCUCUGUAGUCUCAUCAGAAUUCUCUGCAGUCUGGCUGGUGCUUUCUGGAGCAACUUCUUGAAGAUUGUUUCCAAGGGCUUGUGGUCUGACUCCACCUGGAUCUGUUUUCCAUACAGGUAUUGAUGAAACUUCUCGCAGCCAUAUACUAUCGCCAGUUGCUCUUUUUCAAUUUGAGUGUAUCUCUUUUGACAGUCUGUGAGGGAUCUUGACCCAUAUGCGAUUGGCUGACCAUCUUGCAGGAUCACAGCUCCCAAGUCUUCUGAGCUUGCAUCCACAGAUUGUGUCACUGUUUUUUUCACAUCGUAGUACUUUAAAACUGGCACAUUGCUGAUGAGUGUUUUAAAGCUUUUGAAGCUCUGUUCCUGUGAAGACUCCCAGUGCUACUGAACAUCUCCGUCUAGCAGUUGGCUCGGAGGUGCGCUGACAUCUGAGAGAUUUGGGAUGAACUUUGCGAGAUACUGCAACAUUCCCAUGAACCUCUGAAGCACUGCUUUGUCCUCUGGCUCUGGCAUUUCUUGUAUUGCUCUGACCAUUUCUGGUUUCGGGCCUUCUUUGCAUAACACAUGUCCAAUGUAGCACAUUUCUGUCAUUCUGAUUUGGCACUUGUCCUUAUUCAGUUUUGAUGCUUCUCAGUCUGUCUAGUAGCUGUCUCAGUCUCCGGUCGUGCUGCUCUGUGUCAUCACCCCAGACAAGAAUGUCAUCCAUGAUGUUUAUGACACCUUCCAGACCUUCCAAAUGCUGGGCGAGGCACCUCUGGAACACCUCUGGAUCGGAUGCGAUUCCGAACGGCAGUCUCUUGAAUUAAUACCUCCCAAACGGUGUAUUGAAUGUGCAGAGUCGGGAGCUCUCUUCAUCCAGUUGGAUUUGCCAGAAUCCUUGGUUUGCAUCAACUACUGAAAAUAUCUUGGCGUUAGGUAUUUCAGCAACUACAUCUUCAAUGGUACUUAAAGGAUAAUGUUCUCUCUUGAUGGCUUUGUUUUUCUUGGCUCACAGUACGUUCGGAAAAGCUCUUUUAAUACAUCCAAGUCAUCUACAUCAUCGACAAAAUCGAAAGUAUUGAAUACCUUGAUUGCAUCAUCUCCGGCUACGUGCAGGAAUGUGGCACAUUUCACUUUUUCAGAUUUCUCGGAGAUGCCACUGUCGAUGAUAUAAGGGUUUAAUUUCUGGAUCCACACAAUUUCCUGGUUUCUCUCCAGGUUCAGAGGAGGUCUCAUUUGUUCCAUCUUUUGGAAUGUUGAGGUUUCCUUUGUAUUACUUUUUAACACCAUGUAAUAUACACUGCUCAAAAAAAUUAAGGGAACACUAAAAUAACACAUCCUAGAUCUGAAUGAAUGAAAUAAUCUUAUUAAAUACUUUUUUCUUUACAUAGUUGAAUGUGCUGACAACAAAAUCACACAAAAAUGUUCAAUGGAAAUCAAAUGUAUCAACCCAUGGAGGUCUGGAUUUGGAGUCACCCUCAAAAUUAAAGUGGAAAACCACACUACAGGCUGAUCCAACUUUGAUGUAAUGUCCUUAAAACAAGUCAAAAUGAGGCUCAGUAGUGUGUGUGGCCUCCACGUGCCUGUAUGACCUCCCUACAACGCCUGGGCAUGCUCCUGAUGAGGUGGCGGAUGGUCUCCUGAGGGAUCUCCUCCCAGACCUGGACUAAAGCAUCCGCCAACUCCUGGACAGUCUGUGGUGCAACGUGGAGUUGGUGGAUGGAGCGAGACAUGAUGUCCCAGAUGUGCUCAAUUGGAUUCAGGUCUGGGGAACGGGCGGGCCAGUCCAUAGCAUCAAUGCCUUCCUCUUGCAGGAACUGCUGACACACUCCAGCCACAUGAGGUCUAGCAUUGUCUUGCAUUAGGAGGAACCCAGGGCCAACCGCACCAGCAUAUGGUCUCACAAGGGGUCUGAGGAUCUCAUCUCGGUACCUAAUGGCAGUCAGGCUACCUCUGGCGAGCACAUGGAGGGCUGUGCGGCCCCCCAAAGAAAUGCCACCCCACACCAUGACUGACCCACCGACAAACCGGUCAUGCUGGAGGAUGUUGCAGGCAGCAGAACGUUCUCCACGGCGUCUCCAGACUCUGUCACGUCUGGCACAUGUGCUCAGUGUGAACCUGCUUUCAUCUGUGAAGAGCACAGGGCGCCAGUGGCGAAUUUGCCAAUCUUGGUGUUCUCUGGCUAAUGCCAAACGUCCUGCACGGUGUUGGGCUGUAAACACAACCCCUACCUGUGGACGUCGGGCCCUCAUGCCACCCUCAUGGAGUAUGUUUCUGACCGUUUGAGCAGACACAUGCACAUUUGUGGCCUGCUGGAGGUCAUUUUGCAGGGCUCUGGCAGUGCUCCUCCUGCUCCUCCUUGCACAAAGGCGGAGGUAGCAGUCCUGCUGCUGGGUUGUUGCCCCUCCACGUCUCCUGAUGUACUGACCUGUCUCCUGGUAGCGCCUCCAUGGUCUGGACACUACGCUGACAGACACAGCAAACCUUCUUGCCACAGCUCGCAUUGAUGUGCCAUCCUGGAUGAGCUGCACUACUUGAGCCACUUGUGUGGGUUGUAGACUCCGUCUCAUGCUACCACUAGAGUGAAAGCAGCGCCAGCAUUCAAAAGUGACCAAAACAUCAGCCAGGAAGCAUAGGAACUGAGAAGUGGUCUGUGGUCACCACCUGCAAAACCACUUCUUUAUUGGGGGUGUCUUGCUAAUUGCCUAUAAUUUCCACCUGUUGUCUAUUCCAUUUGCACAACAGCAUGUGACAUUUAUUGUCAAUCAGUGUUGCUUCCUAAGUGGACAGUUUGAUUUCACAGAAGUGUGAUUGACUUGGAGUUACAUUGUGUUGUUUAAGUGUUCCCUUAAUUUUUUUGAGCAGUGUAUUAGCACACUCGGGCUCCCGAGUGGCGCAGUGGUCUAAGGCACUGCAUCUCAAUGCUUGAGGCGUCACUACAGACCCCCUGGUUCGAUUCCAGGCUGUAUCACAACCGGCCGUGAUUGGGAGUCCCAUAGGGCGGUGCACAAUUGGCCCAGCGUCGUCCAGUUUUGGUCAGUGUAGGCCGUUAUUGUAAAUAAGAAUUUGUUCUUAACUGACUUGCCUAGUUAAAUAAAGGUAAAAUAAAAUAAAUAAAACUGAGGCAGGAAUGCGAGUAAAAGAACAACGUUUAUCAGAUGUCAAGUGCAAGUACAGAUGAUCACAUGUAGUAAUUAGUAACAGUGCCACCCUUAGGCACUCCAGGUAAGUACAUGUACAUACAUGACACUUAGCUACAGUAUACAUACCUCCCUAGUAUAUUACAUAAUUUAUGCAGCAGCAUACAAGACACUUUUGGACUCACCGUUGUUGUGCUGUGCUCAGUUGAACAGGAAGGUGGUGUGGCGGUCCUUCUUGUGGGCAAAUUUUGUCAUCAAACUUUGUUUUCAAAGUCUGGCAUUCUCUGGAUUUAUGGUGCUUUCAAGACAACUGGGAACUCUGAAAAAAAACAAGGUCGAAUCAUGAUGUCAGUGAUCUUCAGGUUGGAGCUCUAGAAAGAGGCCAGAGUUCCCGACUUGGAAUUACGAGUUGGAUGUCCGUUCAAAACGUUCUUUUUCCGAGUUCUGAGAUUCUGAGAUUUCCCAGUUUCAAGUUUUCAGUUGUUUUGAACGCGGCAUAAGUCAUGCUGGAUUGACAGCAUGGCCAAUGUAUUUAACAAUUUCUGGACCAUGGUGUUGCGUGUGAAAAUGUAUCCUUUUAAGCUUGGAAAAGAGACCCUUUCAGACAGAUGUUUUAAAUCCUUAAACCCAGACAUGGACCAAACAACCUAUCCACCGAAAUAGCAGGCAGGGGAAGCAAAAUAGUGAUUGCUUUGCAAGGCUUAUAGUUAGCCACUGAUUCCUUCCAAACCACUAAUUGUUGAAUUUGCGAUUUCCAAUGGCCGAUGAGCACCGAUACGUUUUAUCUAUAAUUUAUCUUCAUAUGACAAGGAUUGAAAAGGAUUUGCCAGUAGAUUGUCGAUGUGAUUCAUGAUGAUGACUGCUUGUCUAGCUUGCUAGCUAAGAUUUUGAAAGUAUGAUGUUGACAUGAUCAGUCCAAUCAAAGCUAUGGUAGAUAUAACGUGAUUUGACAUCAUUUUAUCUGUGGCGAAUGAUCAUGAGCCUUCUUGGAUGGGCACAUCUAAUGUAAAUCUAUGGCAGCACCCAAUGGGGCUUGAACUGCCUAGCUCUCCCUGUAUAUUCUGCGGUGAUGUAGUGUCCCCAUGAGUGACAGAACACUGAGCCAGUCACGGCACAACUAGAGAAGAUUAACAACGCCUACGCUCUGUAUUUUCCACUGGCUGCCCCUCCACCACAGAAAGCACUGAGCUAGGCAGAAACACCUGCAUUUUGGAGCUGCCUUACUCAAGAAAGCAAGAAAGAGACCAUGUUUGUAUGCAGUUUAUUCACUCAAUAAAUGUGUUUUUACAUUGUUUGCAAACUGAUAUGUGACACAAAUUAAUGCCAAAAUAACAUGCAAAACAGGCAACAACAAAAAACAGGUGGGGCUCAUUUAUAAGUCCCUUAUUUUAUGUAGCAACUGCAGAUUGCCCCUUUAAGGUAGGGCCCUCUUGGGCAAUGAUGAAUGUUACCUCCUCAAGUGUUGAUUAAGUUAUUUCUGACUUGAUUAUUCAAUGCUUCCAACUGGAUUGUCAGGGUUGUCGCUCAAGUGUGAAUCAAUGCUAUUAUGAAUCAAUAAUUUGUUUGCAGUAGGAUGAUUCAGCAACAUGCACAGAUAUGCAAUUCCUUCAUGCACAUUACAGGUGUCGACCCCUCACUAUCUCUGUCCUGUGUGUUCCAGUGAUCAUCAUGUGCAUGCACUCUGCUCUGAUUGGUGGAGAGCAGCAGACAGCCUUCCUGCUGAAGGCCCAUGAGAUGGGUCUGACGAAGGGCCGCUACGUGUUUGUCCCCUAUGACACCCUGCUCUACAGCCUGCCCUACGCCAACACAUCCUACUUCCCCCUGCAAAACAACACCAAGCUGCGGCAGGCCUAUGACGCCGUGCUCACCAUCACCGUGUCCUCUGAUCUGAUGUCAUUCAACGAGGCGUUCAACAUGGCCAAGAGGUUUGAGGAACUCACCAUAUCACUGGUCCCACAGCAGGUGAGGAGAGUGUUUCUUGAUACUUUCAAUUCUGGGAUGUGAGUGGACUCCAUCUGAAUUUCAAUUGAUUGUUAUGUUAUCACAUUGUUAUUAUAAUAAUAUUAUGAAUUAGCCAUUGAUUGCAUUUAUUGAACAUUGGUUAUGUAGAGAAACACCAUAGUCUUCAGGCCAUUUGAUGUAUAACUUUUUUUGGGGUGAGUUUUAGAUCAGUGUAUCACUCUCAGUUUGGGAGAAGCUAAUCACUUUAGCCAAAUAAACCAUUUAUCAAUGGCCUACUUGCAUUCCAGGUCAACCCCCUGUUUGGAACCAUCUACAACGGUAUUUACCUCCUUGCCAAAGCCAUGCACAAUGCCAGGAGAGCUGGCCAGUGGCUCUCCGGGACCAACCUAGCUUAUUUCACCAGGAACAUGACGUUCUCUGGCUUCAACCAGAAGAUCCAGAUAGACACUGAAGGGGAGAGCCAGACCAACUAUGUCAUCCUGGACUCCGACGGAUGGGAGGGUCAGCUGUACCGCUCCUAUCUGGUGGACCUGAGCGCUGACAUGGUCCGCUUCGCGGGCAAAUCCAUUAACUUCCCCGGGGGUUCCCCUCCCCCUUCAGACUCCAGCUGUUGGUUUGAACCAAACACAAUCUGCACUGGAGGUAGAGAACCUGUUUGCUUGUUAGUUUGUGUCUUUCAUUCUUCCAUCACACAACCAAACUAUGUAUUUAGUCUCCAUGUCUUACCUGUCUCAGGUGUGGAGAUAACCUACGUCAUAGUGGUGUUUGUGAUCAUCUUCGUUCUGAUCGUGGGAGGACUUGGUCUAAGUCUGUUCGUAAGGUAACUCUUCUCACUAUGCUGUUCAUCUGUUUCUUACUGUAUUUUUAUGCCGUUUAGAUACAUAGAGACUAAAAACCCAGACAGAGAUAGUUGGUAUUGCUGUGCUGUGAUCUUGGCUGACUUGCUCUCUGAUUGGCUGGCAGGAGGAGAAUCCAGCAGAUCCAGUUGGUGAAGGGGCCCAAUCGGAUCCUACUGACUCUAGAGGACCUCACGUUCAUCAACCCUCAGCUUAGCAAGAGGGUAACUAUAUUUUCCCAUGUGAUUCUCUUCAACAUUACCUCUAUCUGAUAUACUGUAUGUUCAUUCAUCUAUUUUAUGCCUCAUAGAAAAUCACUCUAGAGGACCUGAGUGAAUCUAAAAGUGCAAUAGAUAACAACAGUAUGCAUUCAGGAGGCCCGCACCACUCUAUGAACAGCAUCACUACAGCAACACAUGAGACCACAAAUGUAGCUGUCUAUGAGGUAGGUUGACGAUGUUUACCGUUGAACCACAAGUCGACGUUUCGUCCCUAUCCCAAAAUAUUUCAAUGUGACUUGUAGAGAACGGAGCCCGGAUAAAACCGCAUAUUUUCUUCCAUGGCUUCACAGGGCGACUGGGUGUGGCUGAAAAAGUUUGAAGAAGGCCAUUUCAAGGAAGUCAAGCAGAGCACCACCAAGAUCUUUACAAAGGUAAAACCAAAACAUAACAACAACAGCAAGUUCAAGCACAAGUACAGUGAAAUGCUUGCGAGCUCUACCCAACAGUGCAGUAAUCAAUAUCUAAAAUAGUAUAACUAAUAAAUAAAUAAAAAUAUAAUAUAUAUAUAUAUAUAUAUAUAUAUAUAUAUAUAUAUAUAUAUAUAUAUAUAUACACUACCAGUCAAAGGUUUGGACACACCUACUAAUUCAAGGGUUUUUCUUUAUUUUUACUAUUUUUUUUACAUUGUAUAAUACAUCACAUUUAUGAAAUAACACAUAUGGAAUCAUGUAGUAACCAAAACAGUGUUAAACAAAUAUAUUUUAUUUUAUAUUUGAGAUUCUUCAAAUAGCCACCCUUUGCCUGGAAUUCGUCACCUGGAAUGCAUAACAGGUGUGCCUUCAAAAAAGUUAAUUUGUGGAAUUUAUUUCCUACUUAAUGCGUUUGAGCCAAUCAGUUGUGUUGUGACAAGGUAGGGGGGGUUACAGAAGAUAGCCCUAUUUGGUAAAAUACCAAGUCAAUAUUAUGGCAAUAACAGCUCAAAUAAGCAAAGAGAAAGGACAGUCCAUCAUUACUUUAAGACAUGAAGGUCAGUCAAUACGGAAAACGUUUCUUCAAGUGCAGUUGCAAAAACCAUCAAGCGCUAUGAUGAAACUGGCUCUCAUGAGGACACCACAGGAAUGGAAGACCCAGAGUUACCUCUGCUGCAGAUUAUUAGUGCAUUAGAGUUACCAGCCUCAGAAAUUGCAGCCCAAAUAAAUGCUUCACAGUGUUCAAGUCACAGACACAUCUCAACAUCAACUGUUCAGAGGGGACUGUGUGAAUCAGGCCUUCAAGGUCGAAUUGCUGCAAAGAAACCACUACUAAAGGACACCAAUAAGAAGAAGAGACCUGCUUGGGGCCAAGAAACACGAGCAAUGGACAUUAGACCGGUGGAAAUUUCUCCUUUGGUCUGGAGAUUUUUGGUUCCAACCGCCGUGUCUUUGUGAGACGCGGUGUGGGUGAACGGAUGAUCACCGCAUGUGUAUUUCCCACCGUAAAGCAUGGAGGAGGAGGUAUUAUGGUGUGGAGGUGCUUUGCUGGUGAAACUGUCUGUGAUUUACAUUUACAUUUUACAUUUUAUUCAUUUAGCAGACGCUCUUAUCCAGAGCGACUUACAGUUAGUGAGUGCAUACAUUUUAUUUCAAUUUUUUUUUUUCAUUAUUUCAAAUUCAAGGCACACUUAACCAGCAUGGCUACCACAGCAUUCUGCAGCGAUACGCCAUCCUAUCUGGUUUGGGCUUAGUGGGACUAUCAAUUGUUUUUCAACAGGACAAUGACCCAACACACCUCCAGGCUGUGUAAGGGCUAUUUUACCAAGAAGGAGAGUGAUGGAGAGCAUCAGAUGACCUGGCCUCCACAAUCCCCCGACCUCAACCCAAUUGAGAUGGUUUGGGAUGAGUCGGACCGCAGAGUGAAGGAAAAGCAGCCAACAAGUGCUAAGCAUAUGUGGGAACUCCUUCAAGACUGUUGGAAAAGCAUUCCAGGUGAAGCUGGUUGAGAGAAUGUCAAGAGUGUGCAAAGCUGUCAUCAAGGCAAAGGGUGGCUAUUUGAAGAAUUUCAAAUAUAAAAUAUAUUUUUGAUUUGUUUAACACUUUUUUGGUUACUACAUGAUUCCAUAUGUGUUAUUUCAUAAAUUUGAUGUCUUCACUAUUAUUCUACAAUGUAGAAAAUAGUAAAAAUAAAGAAAAACCCUUGAAUGAGUAGAUGUGUCCAAACUUUUGACUGGUACUGUAUAUAAGAAAUAAGAGAUGAAGCUAUGUAGAGGGUCAGUGCCAAUACCACAUUUACAAUGUAUAGAGUCAUGUCUGGGAUGUGAGUUUUUUUUGUUUCUUCAUUUUGUGUGAAUGUGUCCAGAUGAAGGAUCUGCGAAAUGAGAACAUCAAUCCAUUCCUGGGGUUUUUCACAGACUGUGACAUGUUUGCCGUGGUGACGGAGCAUUGUUCCCGUGGCAGCCUGCAGGACCUCCUGAGGAACGACGACGUCAAGCUGGACUGGAUGUUCAAGUCUUCUCUGUUGCUGGACCUAAUCAAGGUAUGACAUGCUUGACACCUCAUGUUACAGAACUUUUUUUACUAGUGUAAUUUGUCCCAAUAAAGAUUUAAAAAUAUCUUCUAAAAACUGUUUCGGCCAGCAGAUCAUGUUCAUUUCAAAUGUUUUUAUUUUACUUUGUCAUAAGUAACACCAAUGGUUUACCACUGUUGAUCAUAUUGGCCUCUCAGGGUAUGAAGUAUCUGCACCAUCGAGAGUUCCCUCACGGCCGGCUGAAGUCACGGAACUGUGUGGUGGACGGACGCUUCGUCCUCAAGAUCACAGACUACGGCUUUAACGAGCUGCUGGAAUCCCAGAAAUCCCCCCAAAAUCUAGUUCCACCUGAAGGUAACAUCUAUGCCUAGAUUAGCAUUUUUUGUGUGAAAAUGUUCAGUCUUCCAUAUCAUGUUAAAGGAGCAGUGCAGUCAAAAACAUGAUUUUCCUGUGUUUUAUACAUAUUUCCAAACAUAUUUCCAAACUGAUGUUAAUGCCCUUUUAGUGUAAGAGUUGUUUGAAAAGACUGCCUUUAAUUUCAGCUUGUUUCGCAUGGGUGGAGUUUUGGACCGCCUGGUGACAUCAUAACAAAGAGAGUUUGCCCUCCUCUCUGCCAAUAGCAGUUCGUUUUCAGGUUACACAUCCCUCCCACUAGGCUCCUCCAGUUAGGCCCCUCUCAGACCACUCCCAAACAGUCCUAGCAAAAUUCUUGCUUGAGAAAUGACAUUUUGCUAAGAAGUUAUUUUUGUUUGUUUUUGACCAUUUGAAUUGAAAACAAUCACAGUAAGGUACUUAAUUGUUAUCCAGAAAUGAUUUGGCUGCAUUGGACCUUUAAAGAUGGACUUGACACACAUUAAUUUGUAUUUCUAGUUUGUGAGCAUAAAUCUAUGUCAUUUAGAUUAUGUAUGCUUCUCAUGUGCUGCAUUUAACUACAAUGCCAAAAUCAUGACCCUGUGCCUCUGUAUCUCAGAUCAGUUUUGGACAGCUCCAGAGUUCCUCCGAGAUGUGGAGAACUCUCGGAAGGGGACCUAUAAAGGAGAUGUGUAUAGUUUUGCCAUUAUACUCCAAGAGGUGGUUGUCCGAGGACUUCCAUAUUGCAUGCUGGGUCUGACUCCUGCGGGUAGGUCUGGGGGAUACAAAACCAUACAAUCCACUCUGAGAGGCAAUUUUUUGUUUUACCUUGAGGUCAUUUUUCUGUCUUUUGUGAAUCAACAUCAAUUGAUUGAUUAGUUAAACUGUUAUCGUUCGAGUAAGGUCAGAGUUGUAAAUCACAAUAAUUUCCCUAUCUACAGUGUAUUAUGUAGCGACAUAUUGUACAUACAGAAUUUCUGCUUUGCUUUCACAAACUGUCUAGUACCAGCUGCCAAUAAGCUGUGUAAUGAGUUGUUAUGCUCCCGUGCUGCUGCUAUAUAACCUCUCUCCUCUCUUUCUCUCUCCCUCACCAUCAGAGAUCAUCCGUAAGGUGAAGAAGCCUCCUCCCAUGUGCAGGCCCACUGUGGCCCCAGAUCAGGCUCCUCUGGAGUGUAUCCAGCUGAUGAAACAGUGCUGGAGCGAACAGCCUGACCGCAGACCAGCCUUCGAUGAGAUCUUUGACCAGGUCAGCAACCCUCAUCUGUCUCCAUGGUUAUCUGCUGUCAGUGUCAUAGCAGGGUAAUGCAGGGAAUAUGUCUGGGUAAUUAUUCAUUGGCCGUGUCCGGAACCUGUCUUGCCUACUACUUAAUAAAAGAACAUACUGUGUACUAAUCAAACUACAUACUAUUUAGAAUGUACUGUUUAGUAAAAACGAAUGCAGUAAGCAACAAAUAUUAACAUACUAGGCUCACCCAUCCUGUCACGAUCAUUGAUGAACGGGUCAGACCAAGGCGCAGCGUGAAAUGCACACAUGUUUAUUUUAUAAACUAAACACACGAACAAAACAACGUGACGUGACGUGACGUGACGUGACGUGACGUGACGUGACGUGACGUGACGUGACGUGACGUGACGUGACGUGACGUGACGUGACGUGACGUCCUCAGGCUAAACACAAUACAAGCCUAUACACGGAACAAGAUCCCACAACUAAUGAUUGCAAACAGGCUACUUAAGUAUGAUCCCCAAUCAGAGACAACGAGCGACAGCUGCCUCUGAUUGGGAAUCACACCCGGCCAAACAUAGAAACACAAUACCUAGAAUGUAAACAUAGAAAUAAUAACAUAGAUCUCCACACCCUGACUCAACAUACAAGAGUUCCAUACGUCAGGGCGUGACACAUCCUGAGAAUGUGUCAUCUAAUAAUGCGCAAUUGCGUUGAUUCCCGACAUUCAUUCAUUUGGGUACAGCGCGUCCCCUUAUCUCAUUAUCAGCUGAUUAUCAGCUGUUGUCAAACACACAUGAGUCUGGAAUAGGGUUGCAAAAUUCCGGGAACUUUCAAUAAAUUCCCUGGUUUUCCCGAAAUUCCGGUUGGAGGAUUCCCGGAAUCAGGAGGGAAUAAACAGGAAAUCCGGAAUCCUCCACUCAGGACUUCUGGAAAACCAGGGAAUUUACUGAAAGUUCACGAAAUUGUGCAACCCUAGUCUGAAAAGAUGAUUCUCUUCCUCAAAAGUGUGCAGCGAAUUCUACUACAUGAAAAGCCGAAAUUAGUAUAACAUCCUGGCAUUUAAAGCAUACUUGAUUUUUGAAAUUUCACAUAUUAUAAAACUUUCUAUUUUCGCGUACAUAAAAUGGAUACGAUUUAGAAACGCUAGUAUUGGUAUUCAGGCACGGACAAAGUCUUGGCUCAUAGCUUUAUGGAUUUUUUGCAGAGAGCAUAAGUCAUACCUGAUAUUACAUAAUGUAGUGGUGCACCGAUGAUGAUGAUGAUGAUGAUGAUGAUGAUGAUGGUGGUGGUGGUGUUGUGUCACAGUUCAAGCUGAUCAACAAGGGCAAGAAGACCAACAUCAUUGACUCCAUGUUGCGGAUGCUGGAGCAGUACUCGUCUAACCUGGAGGACCUGAUCAGAGAGAGGACAGAGGAGUUGGAAGUGGAGAAACAGAGGACAGAGAAACUGCUCUCUGAGAUGCUACCUCCGUGAGUCAAGCAUCAUGUUAUAACACACACAGAGACAUCUAAAGAAGUCAAUGGGCAUUUUGUUAUUUCAAGAUAUCAUUCUUGUACAAUGCCAAGGGUAUUAUCGUUCCAUCCCAUGAUACAGUACAGUACUUGUAACUUUUAAUGAUUGUUUGUUGCUCUGUGUCAUGUUACCACGAACACAAAAUGUCCCUUGUCACAUUACAGUUCUGUGGCAGAGGCUCUGAAGACGGGUGCGACGGUGGAGCCAGAGUACUUUGACCAGGUCACAAUCUACUUCAGUGACAUAGUAGGCUUCACCACCAUCUCCUCCCUCAGUGAUCCCAUCGAGGUGGUGGACCUGCUCAAUGAUCUGUACACGCUGUUCGACGCUGUGCUCAGCAACCACGACGUAUACAAGGUCAGUUAUACUAUUUUCACACUACUGAGUUGAACCAAAAUGAGCUGAGCCGAGGCAUCAUAGUUGCGGGUUGGGGUGCCAUGCUAGGGAAGCUUCACAACAGCACAAAUCAAGUGACGUGAGGAUUUUUCGAGUAUCAAUGUGGCAAUGUUUUACUAUAUGCCUGUUUGUUUUCAUUAUGUAGGUGGAGACCAUUGGUGAUGCCUACAUGGUGGCAUCAGGUCUCCCCAAGAGGAAUGGCAACAAACACGCAGCGGAGAUAGCCAACAUGUCCCUGAACAUCCUGAGCUCUGUGGGCACCUUCCAGAUGCGCCACAUGCCGGGCGUGCCCGUCAGGAUACGAAUAGGGAUACACUCAGGUGAGAGAGGGCAGGGGUUGUCCCUGCCUGGCAGAGACACUCUGAAGCUAGGCCACAUUAGCUAGUUCAUCAAUCUUGCUCAAUGGAUGAAUGCCAACAUGAGGUGUUUAUAAAUUUCUUUCCAAAAUGCUAUUUAUCAAUUUUCAGAAAUCUUGGUAAAUCAGCUUCUACUGUUUAAAGAACUUAUGAAAGAGAUUGGUGUGAAUUUUCACUAUCUAAUCAUGGCAUGGGUUUGUUCAAUGACAGACAUGUAUUUGUUUGAAAUCUAUCACUUGAUGGUUUCAUUUCAGAGAGACAAAUAAUCAUGUUUAUUCUUUAAACGCUAUAUAUCCACCUCACUCUCAGAGAAAUAAGUAGUAUUGCUAGGUUUUGCACAGUCAAAUGUAACAAAUAACUACAUUUUUUAUAAAGAACCGUACAAAUGAUACAUCAAUAUAUAUAUAUAUUUUUUAAACUAUACAGUAAUAUGACAUCUGUAUGUAAAACAUUAACAUUUGACAUUUUUGUAAUUUAGCGGAUGCUCUUAUCCAGAGCGACUUACAGUUAGUACAUUCAUCUUAAGAUAGCUAGGUGAGACAACCAAAUAUUACAGUCAAAUAUACAGUCUGCAAACAUUCCAUUCCAGCUAAAAAAUUUAUAUAUAGUGUUUAGAAAAAUAAAACUACAUUUUAAUGCACACUUAAAAUCAAUUAAUUGAAAUAGUAAUAUUUUACACGCACAUGAAGGUACCCAUAAGCAGCAAUCAUUUAAUCAUUUCUGGUGAAAAAACACAAAUGUGAAACAUUUGUGGAUAUAGCAUUUUGGAAAUAAACUCUUCAUAUCAUAAUCAAUCACUUUUUUGUCUUGGCGUUUUUCCUAUUUUGUUGCAUUACAACCCAUAAUUAAAAAUUAUUUUUAUUUGGAUUUCAUGUAAUGGACAUACACAAAAUAGACAAAAUUGGUGAAUUGAAAUGAAAAAAAUAACUUGUUUAAAAAAAUUCUAAAAAAUUAAUAAACGGAAAAGUGGUGUGUGCAUAUGUAUUCACCCCCUUGCUAUGAAGCCCCUAAAUAAGAUCUGGUGCCACCAAUUACCUUCAGAAGUCACAUAAUUAGUUGAAUAAAGUCCACCUGUGUGCAAUCUAAGUGUCCCAUGAUCUCAGUAUAUAUACACCUGUUCUGAAAGGCCCCAGAGUCUGCAACUGUCACGAUCGUUGGUUAGAGAGGACCAAGGCGCAGCGUGUUGAGCGAACAUACUUUAAUAGUAAAGUGCAAACACGAAUACAAAACAAUAAACGAUACGUAACGUCCUCAGACAAUGACUGACAAGGAACAAAAACCCACAAACACAAGGUGAAAACAGACAUUAUAAAUAUGGCUCCCAAUCAGAGACAACGAGCCAAACAGCUGACACUCGUUACCUCUGAUUGGGAGUCACUCAUCCAAACAAAGAAAUACAACCACAUAGAACAACCCAACCAAACAGAACACAACGAAACGAACACACCCUGGCUCAACAUACAAAGUCCCGGAGCCAGAGCGUGACAGUACCCCCCCCUAAAGGCGCGGACUGCGACCGCGCCUCAAUAAGGGCUAAACAAGGGAGGGCUGGGUGGGCAUACCUCCUCGGCGGUGGUUCUGGCUCCGGCCCUGAUCCCCACCUCCUCUCCAACCCCCCAAAGUACCCCUGGUCCUGUCUAGCCCCGCUGGUCGGAGCCGGACUGACGACACGCGCCCCUGGCUUGGUGCGUGGAACAGGAACGGGCCUCACCGGACUGACGACUCCAUUCCCUGGUUUGGUGCGAGUAGCAGGAACGAGCUGGACCAGGCUGACGACUCGCAUCCCUGGUUUGGUGCGAGUAGCAGGAACGGGCUGGACCAGGCUGACGCCUCGCACCCCUGGCUUGGUGCGAGUAGCAGGAACGGGUUGGACCAGGCUGGCGACUCGCACCCCUGGUUUGGUGCGAGUGGCAGGAACAGGCCGGGUCAGGCUGGCGACGCACACCGUAGGCUUUGUGCGUGGAGCAGGGACAGGCCGGGCUGGGCUGGCGACGCACACCGUAGGCUUUGUGCGUGGAGCAGGAACAGGCCGGGCUGGGCUGGCGACGCACACCGUAGGCUUUGUGCGUGGAGCAGGGACAGGCCGGGCUGGACUGGCGACGCACCUCGUAGGCUUGGUGCGUGGAGCAGGGACAGGCCGGGCUGGGCUGUCGACGCACACCACUGACUUGGUGGGAAUGGCAGGAACCGGCCGGGCUGGGCUGACGACGUGCACCACUGACUUGGUGGGAAUGGCAGGAACAGGCCGGGCUGGGCUGACGACGCGCACCACUGACUUGGUGGGAAUGGCAGGAACAGGCCGGGCCGGGCUGUCGACGCACACCACAGACUUGGUGGGAAUGGCAGGAACAGGCCGGGCUGGGCUGACGACGCGCACCACUGCCUUGGUGGGAAUGGCAGGAACAGGCCGGACCGUACUGGGGACACACACCACUGGCCCCACGCAGGGAUCAGGAACGGGCCGGACCGGACUGGUAACACACCCCAGUACCUCUCGCCGUGCCUCCACACUUUCCCUCUCCUCUGUGCCCAGUGGCCCCCCUAACCUGGCGGCCUUCUCUGCCAACGCUUUGCACCGCUCUAACCCGUACACCUGCUGCCCCGACGUCGUGAGCCCCCCCCUAAAAAUUUCCUGGGGGUCUCUCCUCCCCGUGGCCCAGGCCUCUCUCCCUCUUGCCAGACUCGCAAUCAUCUCCUCCCACGUCCAUCCUCUCUCCUCGUCACGCUGCUUGAUCUGGUUAAGGUGGGUUUUUCUGUCACGAUCGUUGGUUAGAGAGGACCAAGGCGCAGCGUGUUGAGCGAACAUACUUUAAUAGUAAAGUGCAAACACGAAUACAAAACAAUAAACGAUACGUAACGUCCUCAGACAAUGACUGACAAGGAACAAAAACCCACAAACACAAGGUGAAAACAGACAUUAUAAAUAUGGCUCCCAAUCAGAGACAACGGGCCAAACAGCUGACACUCGUUACCUCUGAUUGGGAGUCACUCAUCCAAACAAAGAAAUACAACCACAUAGAACAACCCAACCAAACAGAACACAACGAAACGAACACACCCUGGCUCAACAUACAAAGUCCCGGAGCCAGAGCGUGACAGCAACACCACUAUGCAAGGGGUACCACCAAGCAAGCGACACCAUGAAGACCAAGGAGCUCUCCAAACAGGUCAGGGACAAAGUUGUGAAGAAGUACAGAUCAAGGUUGGGUUAUAAAAAAAUAUCCCCUUAGAAACUUUGAACAUCCCACGGAGCAUCAUUAAAUCCAUUAUAAAAAAAUUGAAAGAAUAUGGCAUCACAACAAACCUGCCAAGAGAGGGCCGCCCACCAACACAUUAAUCAGAGAGGCAACAAAGAGACCAAAGAUAACCCUGAAGGAGCUGCAAAGCUCACAGCGGAGAUUGGAGUAUCUGUCCAUAGGACCACUUUAUGCCGUACACUCCACAGAGCUGGGCUUUACGGAAGAGUGGCCAGAAAAAAGCCACUGCUUAAAGAAUAAAAUAAGCAAACACGUUUGGUGUUUGCCAAAAGGCAUGUGGGAAACUCCCCAAACAUAUGGAAGAAGGUACUCUGGUCAGAUGAGACUAAAAUUGAGCUUUUUGGCCAUCAAGGAAAACGCUAUGUCUGGCGCAAACUCAACACCUCUCAUCACCCGAGAACACCAUCCCCACAGUGAAGCAUGGUGGUGGCAGCAUCAUGCUGUGGGGAUGUUUUUCAUCGGCAGGGACUGGGAAACUGGUCAGAAUUGAAGGAAUGAUGGAUGGCGCUAAAUACAGGGAAAUUCUUGAGGGAAAUCUGUUUCAGUCUUCCAGAGAUUUGAGACUGGGACAGAGGUUCACCUUCCAGCAGGACAAUGACCCUGGGCAUACUGCUAAAGCAACACUCAAGUGGUUUAAGGGGAAACAUUUAAAUGUCUUGGAAUGGCCUAGUCAAAGCCCAGACCUCAAUCCAAUUGAGAAUCUGUGGUAUGACUUAAAGAUUGCUGUACACCAGCGGAACCCAUCCAACUUGAAGGAGCUGGAGCAGUUUUGCCUUGAAGAAUGGGCAAAAAUCCCAAGCCACUGUAUUUCCUUUUCUAACUGUCUGUAUGUGGGGAUCCAUCAGUCAUAAUGAGGGAGGUUGGAGCAGUAGCAGGCCAGGGUUUGGUUUCUCAAUGUGAUGGCUGAGAUGUGAUGCUCAUGUGUUGUGUGUGUGUACAGGGUCAUGUGUUGCUGGGGUGGUGGGUCUGACCAUGCCUCGGUACUGCCUUUUUGGAGACACAGUCAACACUGCCUCUCGUAUGGAAUCCACUGGGCUGCGUGAGUAUCAGAGGUUCUUGGUGUUGAUUUACAAAACAUUAAGAACACCUUUUUAAUAUUGAGUUGCACCCCCCCCCCCCACCCCCCCAUGUUGACUCCAAUGCUUCCCACAGUUGUGUCAAGUUGGCUGGAUGUCCUUUGGGUGGUGGAACAUUCUUGAUACACACAGGAAAUUGUUGAGCGUGAAAACCCCAGCAGCGGUGCAGCUCCUGACACAAACCAGUGCGCCUGGCUCCUAAUACCAUACCCUGUUCAAAGGCAUUUAAAUAUUUUGUCUUGCCCAUUCACCCUCUGAAUAGCACACAUACACAAUCCAUGUCUCAAUUGUCUCAAGGCUUAAAAAUCAUUCUUUAACCUGUGUCCUCCCCUUCAUCUACACUGAUUGAAGUGGAUUUAACAAGUGACAUCAAUAAGGGAUCAUAGCUUUCACCUGGAUUCACCUGGUCAGUCUGUCAUGGAAAGAGUAGGUGUUCUUAAUGUUUUGUACACUCAGUGUAUUUCUGCUCAGGAUGUCUGCAUUAUUUUGCUGGUAUGGUUUGUAGUGACAGUGUUAUUUCCUUUCAGCUUAUAGAAUUCAUGUGAACAUGAGCACUGUGAAGAUCCUGCGCUCCCUCAACGAGGGCUACAAGAUAGACGUCAGGGGCAUGACAGAGCUGAAGGUAUAAACACCUCACAAUACAUCAUCCUCUGUGUUCACCUGUAGUAUUUCUUUCAACUGUUUAUAAAUAAAUCAUGAAUAAUGAUAUGUUCCUACAGGGUAAAGGCAUUGAAGAGACAUACUGGCUGGUUGGGAAAGAAAACUUCACAAAGCCUUUACCGAACCCUCCAGAAAUUAAACCAGGGUAAGACCUCACAAUACAGUACCUUAUGUUGAGACCCUGGUGAGAACCACUCUAAGUGAAUCGUAACAUGUCUACAUUUCAUUCAGUGAAUAUUUGUGCAUUGAUUAUACAGCAGUUGUAUGUGUUUAUGUGUAAUAAUUUCACUAAUUUUCUCAUCAUUCACUGCAUGAGCAAAAUGGAGCCCCAAUGAGUACCAGGAUGUGUUUGAGGCUGUUGUGGUGGCGUUACAUGUGUUGUCUACUUUAGGGAUGACAAUCAUGGACUGAACCCAGAGGAUAUAGCUGCGUACAAGAGAAAAAAAGCAGAGAAAAAAGCUUGAUUCUCUGAGUCAAAAUCGAGGAGGUAGCUAGCAACUUGCAUGCCGUGCUCUGUUGUGUCAUGGUGGAAAGCUAGUUGUUGUGUGGGUUCUUAUGUUGCAUGUAGUUUGUGGCUUUCACAAUCUGUGGGAUUUUGUUGAGCCCCCUCUACUACCCCCCCGCCCCCUCUACUGUCCAUCCAUAGUCUCUUGACCUGAUCUCUUCAAGUCUUGAUCUGAUCUCUUCUCUAAUCUUCUGAUCUUAUCACCUUCAAUACCGUUAAAAGCAGAGCUUGACCUUCCCAGAAAAGCUCUAUUCAUUUUGGAUAAUCUCUUUCCAUCGUGAGUGGUUCACCCUCGUUACCGUCCUUCCUUUCUUCUCAGCCUCUCAUUUGAUGCAGCACCUCUAAGACACAGGUGGCUGGUGACACCUUAAUUGGGGAGAACGGGCUCGUAGUAAUGGCUGGAACGGAAUUCAUGGAAUUCACUCCAUUCACUCCAUUCCAGACAUUAUUAUGAGCCAUCCUUCCCUCACCAGCCUCCUGUCCUCUAAGACAAUUAACAUUCUGAGUCAUGCUUCUUCUGCCAUGUCAUCUCUCUCAUCUUGUCUCGCCAGUGAAGGUACGUAGAGUUUAAAUGUUAUUUGAUCUUCCAUUCUCAGGGACAACUGGCAAGAGAUGGUGACAGAUGAGAUCAAGACGAUAUUUCGCAAGGCCAACCGGGAGGUGGACAAGCCUAAAAUC
This is a messenger RNA of Coregonus sp. 'balchen', 23867 nucleotides long. The record is from the annotation of a GenBank genome assembly. NCBI's taxonomy places the organism in Eukaryota, Metazoa, Chordata, Actinopteri, Salmoniformes, Salmonidae.